Molecule: messenger RNA, 2859 nt
Organism: Actinia tenebrosa (Australian red waratah sea anemone)
Lineage: Eukaryota; Metazoa; Cnidaria; Anthozoa; Actiniaria; Actiniidae
Product: QRFP-like peptide receptor
Biological process (GO): G protein-coupled receptor signaling pathway
Cellular component (GO): plasma membrane
Molecular function (GO): G protein-coupled receptor activity
Source: RefSeq, a predicted model, not a curated record
CUGUUUCAUUUUUUUCUUGUCGUAAAACUGAAGCUUUUGUUGCAAUACGACUAAGUACAUUUUUCUUCUUCAAUGGACUUGUUAAAAGACACGCGGCGUCGUGCGUAUGUCGACGGUUUCACUAUGACAACCUUUACGCUCGUGAUUCAAAACUCAGAUUUGAGGUAGGGGGAGGGGUUGGGUUAGAGAGAUAUUAUAAUAACAUUUUCAAAGCCCACUUGCUUAGUUCAUUAUGUAGCAUUUGGUUCAGCUUUAGUUUUUGCUUUCUCGAUUACAUACGAUAAAAAACGAUACAAUCGCCCAUUCUAAGUAGUGAUUAUAAUAAUAAAGAGAUUAAACAGCUAAAAUCAAUUAUCUCUCGUUGUAAACGAUAACCAGGAUGAAUAUUUCAUAGCUUUUUUUAACUUUAUGGCUCGGAAGGCAUGGCAGAGAGCACGACUAGGCAUUUUGUUAAUGUGUUAUUCAUCAGCAAUAAAAAGAUGGGUCGGAAGCACUUAGCAGUGUUAUUCUUGUUAUUCACAGACAAGUUAAUGAUCUUUUUUCUUGCCUCGAAUCGUUUUCGUUCUUUGUUUUUCAUUCGUUUUAAGUCUAUCAUUCAACAGAGUUACAGUACUUCCAUGCAGGAGCUGUCAAACACCAGGGCCAGCGGUUGACAGUAAUCACUAGGCGCGGAAGAAAUAAGCUGAAUGAAAUCUGGAGUAUUAAUAACCCAGUGAAAAGAACCGAAGAGAGCAAGGAAUAGAAGAAACUGGACGAUAUAACUAAUCACUUCUUUUGACGUCUUAACGCUGCGGAUGCAUUAAGAAAUCUUCUUAAACAAGUGCAUUUGAAAAUAUUGUUCAUUCAGYUAGUGGCUACGACUAACAGUGAAAGCAUAUAAGUGUCUACGAAGGUACAACAGGAAUAAGUCUCGGUCAUGGCUGAUCUUAACAAGACGUCUAACAUAACCUCAACGAUCAAACCCUUAGAUCGCCUGAAUAUUUGCAUGGAAUAUCUGAACGUACGAGAGGAAACAAACACAGAAAUAUCUUUGAAAAUCACAGCUUAUUCUUUGGCCCUAGGUUUGGCUAUGAUUGGAAACAUCCUUGUCAUAGUCAUCGUUCUUCGAAAAACCCAUUUCAAGACAACUACAAAUCUGUUCAUUGUCAACAUGGCGUUCAGUGACGUUAUGAUGGCGUUGAUUUGCAUGACAAUAUCUAUUUAUAGCAUCGCUGUCAAGAAUAUGGGACAAAGUACCUUUCAAGGGAUUCUAGGACUGUUGAUAUGUAAGCUACUACCGUUCCUCCAAGGGAUUUCUGUUGCCGUGUCGAUAUUAACUUUAUCCACCCUCGCUGCUGAUCGCUUUCUCGCCAUAGUGUAUCCUUUUCAAAAUUUCAUCUCCAAGUUUCGUGCCAAAAUACUUAUUGUAUUGAUAUGGAUGGUAGCAGCACUCUUCAACGCACCGCUUAUCUACGCAAUGAAGUUUUAUAAGGAGGGAGGAGUAAUGGUCUGCUACGAGAUAUGGGAGCCGUACUUCGACGAGGAAAGAGCUUCUAAAAACUACACAAUUGUGCUCUUCGUCUUCCUCUACGCCAUUCCUCUGAUCCUGGUCACGUUCUUCUACACUGCGCUCAUCAGGGAACUCUGGCGAGGAAAAUCUUUACAUUCCAACAAGACGCGAGCAUUUGCUGAGAACAAAUCCGUAGUUAAGAUGGUAAUGACUAUCAUCAUCGCCUUUGCAGUUUGCUGGCUUCCCAUUCACGUGAAUAAUUUCAUCGUGCUAUUCAGCAGUGACGAAAUGAUCAAGUACUGCGGGCUCAAACACAGCAUCAUUUUUAUUGGUUGGUUUAUGGGUCACGUGAACACUUCAAUCAAUCCCAUCAUUUAUUUCACCUAUAACGAAAAGUUUCGUAAAGAGUUGAAGAACAUGUAUCGAGCAGUCAGGGAAAUUUUUGCUGGAAAGAAGCGAACCACUUCCGCAACAACUGCGUUAUCAAUCGUGAAGCCCCGGAUCAUCGUCACGCAAUUCAACGCACAGAACGAUGUCGUAACGCUAGAGCCUAAGGUUGGAGACUUUGGUGAAGCAAACAGUGGUUUUGAAGUAUCUACUUAAACUUGCAGUAGCAAGUGUUAUUCCCAGAGGUCUAAACAUUGGUAAAGCGAGGAAUUUGAUGGGUCACGCAAUCAAAUGCACAAAACAAUGUACAUCGUUACUCUAGAGACUAAGGGUGGGGACAGUGGGGACGAUGUGCCGAAACAAUAAGAUGGCCGAGGUGUUGGUGGAGUUUGUUUGGUGUAGUAAAACUCUCUGGGCUCGCUAGGGAUCUCUCUGUCUCUCUCUCUUUAGCUGCGUCAGCAUCACCAUCUCGUUUUCAACUCCACAUCACAGGCGCCGGAAAGAAAGAUAUAUGUUCGAGUACUCGUCAAAUACCAUUUGCCGCGGGAAAAACGUGUUACAACAAUAGCACACAAGAAAGAAAAGAACUGGGUCGAGUUGCCAUUGCAGUGCAUUGUGGGACUGUUUUUUAUUUCCAAGAAGGCGACUAUUUCGUCCACAAAAACAGUCUUACAAUGCGCUGCAUAGUCGACCUCUAAAUGACUAAAAAGAUAUUAAAACAAAACCAUACAAGUUGAUGUAAAAUGUUAUAGUAGUUUGUUAAUAUACUUCUGCAUGGAUAUUAUAUAACAAGCUUAAACCCAGCAGCAUUAAUUACAGCUAAAAAUGAUUGUACAGUACAAUAAAAGACCGACUUGAUAACGUCAUGGUUUGACAUCUAUUCUAGGGCGCAGGGAAUCACGGUCUGUACUGGGUACAGACACCAAUAGCUGGAAUUCUUACUGAUAAAUGUUGACUUAGAAAGAUAUUCUAACCUACAGUAA